CCAAGAGGAAAGUUCCAGGCGUUGAACUCAAAGUUCCAUCGUGAAUCUACGAACCCUAAUUUCUGUAUUUAUAAUCGACGUUCCAAAAUUGUUUCCACCAUUUUUCUACUUUCCCCAAAACACACGCGGUGUCGACCAAAUUUAGUCAUCUUUUUUAGAGGGAGAAACUCCGGUUACAAACAUCAUUCCCUUCUUAUUUCCUACCCUCCUCCUCCUACCAUUUUUUUUCCUCCUUCAUUUUCAGGCUUCCAUUAUAGAUGGGUGAUCACUUGGUUCUGGAUGUGAAUCGACCCAUUAAAAGAAGCGAGGAGAUGGCGGGCCCCUCAUCUUCCAACACAGUAGCUGUUGUACCGGAAGAAAAUGGGGGUUCGUAUGAUGAGGAAGCACCUCUAUUGACAAUGGCAGAGUGUCGUAUUUGCCAGGAGGAAGAUUCCAUUGAUUCUUUGGAGACACCCUGCGCUUGCAAUGGCAGUCUUAAGUACGCUCACAGGAAGUGUGUUCAACACUGGUGCAAUGAAAAGGGUGAUAUAACUUGUGAGAUAUGCCAUCAGCCUUACCAACCUGGCUAUGUUGCACCUCCUCCCCGCCCCUGCUUGGAAGAGACCACCAUAGACAUUGGGGGAGCAUGGCAAAUUUCAGAAGCUGAACGGCAAUAUCUGGAAGCUGAGUAUGACGAUUAUAAUGCGACAAAUGCCAGCGGAGCUGCAUUUUGCCGAUCAGCUGUUUUAAUUUUGAUGGCUCUUCUGCUGCUUCGACAUGCAUCAUCUGUACCAGAUUCUGAAGGAGAUGGAGAUGGAGACGAAGAUGCAUCUACGUUCUUAACUCUUUUCUUGCUUCGGGUUGCUGGAUUUCUUCUGCCCUGCUACAUCAUGGUGUGGGCCAUCAGCAUUUUGCAGCGUCGAAGGCAAAGACAGGAGGCGGCGGCAUUGGCGGCAGCACAAUUUGCUUUCGUGUUGCAAGCAGGACAAAGAAGAGGGUUACACUUCACGGUGGCGUCUUUGGGACCUGCACCAGCCGCACAAGCACCGGCACCAGCCGCACAAGCACCGGCACCAGCACCCACUGUGACUCCAACUGCAGCUCCACAAGAUGAAAAUGUUUAAAUGGCGGAGGAAGGAAAAGGAAAUUUUUUUUUUUUGGUUUUUUAAGAAAAUUUUGUUUUAGUUUUUCUCAUGGCAUCUCAGAUUUAUUAUUGUCAAAUAAUCACCCAAACGUGUUGUUAUGUUGUUAAUGUGCCAUUCGACAAUUGACCAUUCUUCAUC
Messenger RNA from Cynara cardunculus var. scolymus (artichoke), 1262 nucleotides. RefSeq lists its product as uncharacterized. The record is from RefSeq and is a predicted model, not a curated record. Gene Ontology annotation, molecular function: ubiquitin-protein transferase activity; zinc ion binding. The transcript is spliced from 8 exons. Gene Ontology annotation, biological process: protein ubiquitination. Gene Ontology annotation, cellular component: membrane. The coding region runs from base 258 to 1103 and encodes 281 amino acids. Lineage: Eukaryota; Viridiplantae; Streptophyta; Magnoliopsida; Asterales; Asteraceae.